AUCACGUCCGCCGACAGCCAUGGGCCAGUUUGAGCAAGUGCCAAUUGCGUCUCCGUCGGCGUCGCUCGUGAUGAAGGCUGCACAGAAGGACCUCGAGCGCGACCUCGCGCAGCGCAAGCUCGAGUGGGCGUGCGUCUUUUGCAUCGUCUUUAUGAUCGCCGAGUUCGUUGGCGGCUACGUCGCGGGCAGCCUCGCCAUCAUGUCGGACGCCGCGCACCUCCUCAGCGACGUGCUCGGGUUUCUUCUCUCGCUCUUCGCCUUGUACCUCUCCAAGUUUCCUGCGACGCGCGUCAUGCCGUUUGGCUACAAGCGCGCCGAGGUCCUCGGCGCCCUCGGCAGCAUCCUCCUCAUUUGGCUACUGACGCUCGGCCUCGUCUGGGCUGCGAUUGAGCGCAUCAUCUUGCUCACACGCGCGCCGCUGCCAGGCGAGAUCAUCCCGCAGGUCAACGGCAAGGUCAUGUUCUGCGUCGCGCUGCUCGGCCUCGCCGUCAACAUUGCGCUCAUGAAGAUUCUCGGACAUGGCCACAGCCACGGCGGCCACGGUCACAGCCACGGCAGCACCAGUCACGGUCACAGCCACGGCAGCAGUAGUCACGGUCACAGCCAUGACGGGAACCAGGCUGCCACAGAGGCCCAUGGCCACAGCCACGGUGCCUGCGACCACGACCACGAUCAUCAUGAUCAUGAGGAAAUCCACGAUGAUGCUGUUGCGCAUGACCAUCACGACCAUGACCAUGAUCAUGAACACGCCAAGGAAGAUGGCGAUGACGCGUGCACGUCACGCGAGUCGAUGACGGCGAUUGACGUCGACGAUGAGCCCGAGCCCGAGACCCACCUCACGGCGGCGUCGUGCGGUGGCCACGAAAACCUCAACGUGCGCGCAGCGUACUUGCACGCGCUCGGCGACUUUCUGCAGAGCCUCGGCGUGUGUAUAGCGGGUGGCCUCAUCUGGUAUAAUCCCUCGUGGCAGCUCUGCGACCCGAUCGUGACGCUGCUCUUCUCGAUCAUUGUCGGCGCGACGACCAUCGGUAUUUGCAAGACGAGCCUUCUCGUGCUCAUGGAGGGCACGUCCAUCGAGCUGGAUUUGGCGGGUAUUGAAGCCACGAUUCAGUCGGUGGCGACCGACUACCACGACCUCCGCGUGUGGUCGGUCUCGACCGGUGCGUAUGCGCUCACGGUGCAUGUGGUCAGCCCUUCGUCGACGUCGGUGGUGGCGACACUCCAGCAGCGUCUGCUGUCGCUGCACGGCUUUGAGUGUCUCUCGAUCCAAGUCGAGACCGCGGCCGACGCGGAGCGCUGCCCCUUCAACGAGAAGGAGGCGGCGGCCAUGUGCAUGGUUUAGCACCGUCGCAUCAAAACUAGAGUUAGGACCUCCCAUAAACUUGCUAUGCCACACCAUGAUACAUUGC
This is a messenger RNA of Saprolegnia parasitica CBS 223.65, 1409 nucleotides long. RefSeq lists its product as hypothetical. Gene Ontology annotation, cellular component: plasma membrane. The record is from RefSeq and is a predicted model, not a curated record. Gene Ontology annotation, biological process: zinc ion transmembrane transport. Gene Ontology annotation, molecular function: zinc ion transmembrane transporter activity. The transcript is spliced from 3 exons. Bases 20 to 1342 code for a protein of 440 amino acids. Lineage: Eukaryota; Oomycota; Saprolegniomycetes; Saprolegniales; Saprolegniaceae.